This is a messenger RNA of Etheostoma spectabile (orangethroat darter), 1776 nucleotides long. RefSeq names its product junctional adhesion molecule 2b (gene jam2b). Lineage: Eukaryota; Metazoa; Chordata; Actinopteri; Perciformes; Percidae. Bases 189 to 1064 code for a protein of 291 amino acids. The record is from RefSeq and is a predicted model, not a curated record. Gene Ontology annotation, cellular component: tight junction; protein complex involved in cell adhesion; plasma membrane. Gene Ontology annotation, biological process: leukocyte cell-cell adhesion. The transcript has 10 exons.
UCUUCCUGAAUGACAGGACAGCAGCAGCAGCAGCUCUCCCCCGGGUGCACGCUCCCCCCACGUGCUACAGAUGAAACUUGAAGAAGCUGCAGAGAGUUUGGAGUUAAACAAAUCUCAUCCAGACUCAGUGGACACCCACAGACCACAGGACGGAUCCGAACUCACCCUGACGACUUCUGUUGAACACCAUGAGGAUGUUGGUGCUGCCUCUUCUCAUUACUUUACUGCAGAGUCCUCUCUGUGUGUCAGUGACAGUAAGCAGCAGUAAACCCAAAGUGGAGGUCCACGAACACACAGAUGCUGUGCUCACUUGUGAGUUCAGGACAGAGAAAGAUCAAAAUCCUCGAAUCGAGUGGAAGAAGAAAGGAAAGGGAGUGACAUUUGUGUACUUUGAUCACAAAUUUACUGGGUCUUAUGCAGGACGGGCAAAGAUGGAGGGAGCGACGUUGACAAUACACUCUGUUACUCAGAAAGACUCAGGGGAAUACCGUUGUGAGGUGACUGCUGGCGAGGACCAUGUCAACCUUGGAGAAGCUACUGUAACCCUCAAUGUGCUCGUGCCUCCUCACGUCCCGUCCUGUGAGGUACCGAGCUCUGUGUUUGUGGGCUCAGGCCUGGAGCUUUACUGUAAGGACAAACUGAGCGUUCCACCUGCCACCUACCGCUGGUACAAAGACAACAAGGCUUUGACGGCCACAGCAGAUACUCCAUACAGUGUAGACCCAAACAAAGGCGCACUGAAGUUUACGAGUGUGUCCAAAACAGACUCAGGGAUGUACCGCUGUGAGUCCUCCAACAGUGUGGGGGCACCUAAAAGCUGUGUGGCCCAAAAACUGAAAGUUAUUGAAUAUCCUUUGAAUAUGACAAUUUUGAUAGCAGGUGCUGCAGGUUUUCUGUCACUCAUCCUUUUCUGCUGCAUCUGUGUGUGUGUCUGCCAACGCCGAGGCUGCUGCAAGAAGGACGAGAAAACAAAAAGCACCAAGUCCUUCAACCCUCCUCCUCCCCCACCUCCUCCCAUCCGCAACAUCAAGCACUACAAACCAGCCCACUCCUUCAUGAUCUGAGGGUGAAACACUCACUUUGACUUCAAACCAUCCAGAAUCUAAAGCGUACACUCGUUAAAGUUACCUGAUCGACGCCUUGCUUUUGGACUGCUGCCUGCUGCUUUCUGAGACAUGCAGAUCCUCAAAUAUUAAGCUUAAACAGAGUUAAACAAGAUUUUGCAAAAACCCGGUUGCUUCCUGAACACUGGCAUUAAUGUGUUGAUCUUUUGGAAAAAGGCUUCUAUCUUAUUAUCUACUACAAACUUACAGUACUGUAAAUUCUGCGUUUAACUAAAAUGCUAUAACAUGUUUUAUUAUUUGUGUCAAGAAAUUUUUAAAUCUUGUUUUUUAAACUCCCCACUCUUUAGGGGUCAAGGUCAGACCCUUCAGUUUAAGUUUUAGCUCUCUUUCGCCACCUAUUGUCAAGUAACUCUUAUUAAUCCACACUGGUAAUGACAAGUAUUGUAUAGAUCGUAUCCUUCUUUUUGCCUUUCAUUUAUGUUUAGAUGCAGUUAUGUUUUAUAUGAGUUUUUUUCUUGUUACAUUUUUUAAACAUGUUUAUGUUCUCAUAAUUGUUUAAUCUUUGGCUGUAAAUUUAAAUGUUGUGAAUUGAACGACAAUUGAACGGGUGUCUGCACACACUGAAUGGUGCUUAGGACACUUUUGAAAUCUUUGACACUAUUUUGAAAAGACUAUCGCUUGUUCAAUAAAUAAAGAGGAAAUAAAAACAAUA